This is a messenger RNA of Eutrema salsugineum, 963 nucleotides long. Its product is annotated as probable inactive L-type lectin-domain containing receptor kinase III.1. The record is from RefSeq and is a predicted model, not a curated record. The transcript has a single exon. Gene Ontology annotation, molecular function: carbohydrate binding. The coding region runs from base 1 to 963 and encodes 320 amino acids. Lineage: Eukaryota; Viridiplantae; Streptophyta; Magnoliopsida; Brassicales; Brassicaceae.
AUGGCAAUUACUUUCAAAUCAAUAGCUCUCUCCAUAAUCACCCAAUUAUGCCUCGUCUCUUGUGUGUUAAGUCAACAACAAGAAACCGAAUUUCUUCACCACGGAUUUUUCGAAGCCAAUAUACUAAAGUACGGAUCCUCCAAAAUCCUCCCAAGUGGCAUCUUGGAGCUAACAAACAGCUCAAGGAGGCAAAUGGGCCAAGCCUUCCAUGGCUUCCCCAUACCCUUCAAAAGCCCUAACUCAUCAAACUCGCUAUCUUUCUCCACAAGUUUCGUAUUCUCAAUAGACGCACCAGGUCACGGCCUAACCUUUAUGAUCUCUCCGUCCAUGGACUUCACACGAGCCAUGCCGAGCCAGUUUCUCGGUCUCUUCAACACAUCAAACAACGGAAACUCAACAAACCGAAUUCUUGCUGUCGAAUUCGACACGGUGAAGUCAAACGAGUUUUUGGACAUCGACGGUAACCACGUGGGGAUCGACGUGAACGGUCUGGUCUCCGUUGAAUCUGCACCGGCUGCGUUUUUCUCCAACCGGCAAAGCAAGAACAUAAGCUUGAAGCUGUCGCAAAAAGACCCGAUUCGAGCAUGGAUCGAAUACAAUGGAAGGGAAAUGCUUCUCAAUGUUACAUUGGCUCCUCUUGAAACUUCUAAGCCUAAGAUUCCUCUUUUGUCAAGAAAUAUGAAUCUCUCUGAGAUUUUCGUGGAGAAGAAGAUGUAUAUCGGGUUUUCGGCAUCCACAGGAAACAUCACGAGUAAUCAAUAUGUUAUUGGAUGGAGCUUUAACAGAGAAGGGAAAUCAAAAGACUUUGAUAUCAGUUUGCUUCCUUCACUUUCGACCUCGUCUCCAUCAGAUUUUGAUGACUAUGAUCCCAUUUCCAAUCCUCCAGAGGAUUCAGCAACCGCAAAGCCUAAAUGCACCAAACUGAUGAUAAUUACACUUGCAAUCAUGGUGUUUAUGAUUUGA